This is a messenger RNA of Oryctolagus cuniculus (rabbit), 3346 nucleotides long. Lineage: Eukaryota; Metazoa; Chordata; Mammalia; Lagomorpha; Leporidae. The record is from RefSeq and is a predicted model, not a curated record.
AGCUCCCAGCAUGCCUUGCUGCGCGCCCCACGGAGGCUCCCGAGAGGCCAAGUUCCGGUGGGGUGCGCUGGCUUCCGUCCCCCUGCAGGUGCGGAAGUGGUUGUCUUGGUUACGAAUCCUAACGGUCCCCAGUCCUGAGAUCCUUUGCUGAGGGGCUACAACCCGAGUGACUGACCGGAGGCGCCUCUGCACCUGCGAAGUGUCUGCGGUGUGGCUGGCCCAGCCCUGGGUGUGGAGUACUUGAAGCUUUGGAGGUAGCCUGCGGCCCUACGUCUCCCUUCCUUUCCCGCACGAGGCAAGGAAUCCGAAGCUUCCAAGUUUGGGGCUUAAUCAUCACGCCUGCCGUGCGGACCGCCGGUGCCAGUCUCUGAUCUUUGUAAUCCAGGAGAGCAUUUGUCUUUGAUUUCACUUUUCCCUACCCUCUUCUCUUUAAAAAGGAACGAGGCCGGUCUUACUGUAGUUUUUCAUGUUUCCCGCUUCAUACAUCUCUUUCCUGAUCCUUCAGUUAAGACAUCCUGAAAUGUACAAUACCAUAAAAAUUGUUAUUAUACUGUGAAGAAAUAAAGCAAGGAAGUCACUCAGAUUCUUGCGAAAGGAAGAUUGAAAGAGAAUUAGAGAAGAAAACUGACCCAUAAUUAAAAAAAAUGUCUCGAAAAAUUUCUAAGGAGUCAAAAAAAGUGAAUAUUUCUAGUUCUCUGGAGUCUGAAGACAUUAGUUUAGAAACAACAGUUCCUACAGAUGAUAUUUCCUCAUCAGAAGAGCAAGAGGGUAAAAUCAAAAUUACCAGGCAGCUAAUUGAACGAAAAGAACUGCUUCAUAAUAUUCAGUUGCUGAAAAUAGAGCUGUCCCAGAAAAACAUGAUGAUCGACAAUUUGAAAGUGGAUUAUCUUACAAAGAUUGAAGAAUUGGAAGAAAAACUUAAUGAUGCACUUCACCAGAAGCAGCUACUAACAUUGAGAUUAGAUAGCCAAUUAACUUUUCAGCAGAAGGAUGCCAGAAAAUAUCAAGAACUAAUGAAACAAGAAAUGGAAACCAUUUUAGUGAGACAGAAACAGCUAGAAGAGACAAAUAUUCAGCUACGAGAGAAAGCUGGAGAUAUUCGUCGAAACCUGCGUGACAUUGAAUUAACAGAUGAGCAGUAUAUGAAGCUAAAAGCUUUUCCUGAAGAUCAGCUUUCUAUUCCGGAAUAUGUAUCUAUUCGGUUCUAUGAGCUAGUGACUCCAUUAAGAAAGGAAAUAUGUGAACUACAAAUGAAAAAGAAUGAUCUGUCAGAAGAAUUAAGUACAAACAAAAGCCAACUGAAGCAGCUUACAGAGACAUAUGAGGAAGAUCGAAGAAACUAUUCUGAAUUGCAAGUUAGAUGUCAGCGUUUGGCCUUAGAAUUAGCAGACACAAAACAGUUAAUUCAGCAGGGUGACUAUCGCCAAGAGAACUAUGAUAAGGUCAAGAGUGAACGUGAUGCACUUGAACAGGAAGUCAGUGAGAUUAGGAGAAAACAUGAAAUACUUGAAGCUUCUCACAUAACUCAAGCUAAAGAAAGAAGUGAAUUAUCCAAAGAGGUAGUCACCUUACGGCAGACGGUUACUUUACUGCAAAAGGAUAAAGAGUAUCUCAGUCGCCAGAACAUGGAACUUAGUGUCCGCUGUGCCCAUGAAGAAGAUCGCCUGGAAAGACUUCAGACUCAACUGGAAGAAACUAAAAAGGCCAGAGAAGAGAUGUAUGAAAAAUACGUAACAUCCAGAGACCAUUAUAAAGCAGAAUAUGAAAAUAAACUACAUGAUGAACUAGAACAAAUCAAAUUGAAAACUAAUCAAGAAAUUGAUCAACUUCGAAGUGCCUCUAGGGAAAUGUAUGAACGAGAAAACAGAAAUCUCCGAGAAGCAAGGGAUAAUGCUGUGGCUGAAAAAGACAGAGCAGUGAUGGCUGAAAAGGAUGCUUUAGAAAAACAUGACCAGCUCUUGGACAGGUACCGAGAACUACAACUUAGUACAGAAAGCAAAGUCACAGAAUUUUUCCAUCAAAGUAAAUUAAAGUCUUUUGAAAGUGAACGCAUGCAGCUUCUACAGGAGGAAACUGCAAGAAAUCUCACACAGUGUCAAUUGGAAUGUGAAAAAUAUCAGAAAAAACUGGAGGUUUUAACUAAAGAAUUUUACAGUCUCCAAGCAUGUUCUGAAAAACGCAUUACUGAACUUCAGGCACAGAACUCUGAGCAUCAGGCAAGACUAGACAUUUAUGAGAAAUUGGAAAAAGAGCUUGAUGAAAUAAUAAUGCAAACUGCAGAAAUUAACAGGGAGAAGAGUCGUGACGGGACUUUCCAGAGUGUUCAACAUGUUCUGUAUAUCAUGACUUAUGUUACAUUUGAAAAUGAAGAUGAAGCUGAAAGGGUUCUUUUUUCCUACGGCUAUGGUGCUAAUGUUCCCACAACAGCCAAAAGACGACUAAAGCAGAGUGUCCACUUGGCAAGAAGAGUACUUCAGUUAGAAAAACAGAACUCGUUGAUUUUAAAAGACCUGGAACAUCAAAAGGACCAAGUAACACAGCUUUCACAAGAGCUUAACAGGGCCAAUUCGCUGUUAAACCAGACUCAGCAACCUUACAGAUAUCUCAUUGAAUCAGUGCGUCAGAGAGAUUCGAAGAUUGAUUCACUGACGAAGUGUAUAGCUGAUCUUGAGAAAGAUGUAGGUAAUCUAAAUAAAGAAAAGUCAGCUUUACUACAGAUGAAGAAUCAAAUGGCAUUAGAUUUAGAACAACUUCUAAAUCACCGUGAGGAAUUGGCAGCGAUGAAGCAGAUUCUCAUUAAUAUGCGUAGUAAACAUGCUCAGAACAGCUUACUUCUGACGAAAGCAGAAUCAAAACCUGCAACAGAAAAUCAGAAAUCACAGGCCUUGAAUGUGCCCAGAGAACAUGAAGACAAUAUAUUUAUACCCAAGCCAACACUUUUUGCAGAGUGGACAGUGAGAGAGAGAGAGAGAGAGAAAGGUCUUCCUUUGCCAUUGGUUCACCCUCCAGUGGCCGCCACAACCGGCGCACCAUGCUGAUCCGAUGGCAGGAGCCAGACCAAAAAAGAAGCACCUGAGUGGUCUAAGAAGCAAAAGAUGAAAACCUAAUAGUUUGGCUGCAAUGUACAUGCUGCUCUAUUACUCCUGAAGUCCUCUUCCUCAUGGAAGAAAAAGCUCAUUGUAAUCAUGUGGUUGGCAUUAAGUAGCUAAUUUAAUAUUCAUUUUAACUACUGUUUAAUUAACCGAGCUCAGCAUAAUCAAAAUGUAUAAAGUACAAACAAUAAUAUACUUCAUAGUUGGUUUUGUCUAUUUUGUUACAAAAUAAAUUUCAUAUACUCUGAUUUACA